Molecule: messenger RNA, 1002 nt
Organism: Dentiscutata heterogama
Lineage: Eukaryota; Fungi; Glomeromycota; Glomeromycetes; Diversisporales; Gigasporaceae
Source: the annotation of a GenBank genome assembly
AUGCCACCUUCUAACGAAACACCUAUUCAUGCAGGUACACUGCCUUCUGAGCCAGUCGUCGAUGAGGGACAUGCAACACGACCCACGACCGAUCCCAACACUAACGAUACUGAUAAAAGCACAAAACCAGUAGAUCCACCUCAAUCACCUCCAAUACCGUCAUUCGCUUUUCCCCAAAACCUUCGUAAUAUCUAUAUUAGCCCCGUAACAAACCUUUCAACAAUUCUAACUUCAAACGAUUCAACCAGAACUACCGAAGAUCUGACACCAAAAUGGGAUGAAAUUUGUUUUCAAUGGUGCAAGCAACAGGAUAAAAGUCGAGAACAUGGAAUAAACCCAAAUUGUAGGAUGGUUUGUUUCAGGAAAAUCAAUAACAAUAUGAAAGAGGAAUUUUUUAAAAAAAAACUUGUUGUGCACAAAGAACAAGAUAGAAUUAAUAAAACUGAAAAUGUUGCUCAAGUUUUGUACGGAAAAGAAGGUGAUGAUGAACAAGAGGGCGUAAAGUAUUCCCAAGCUGGACCUAGAAAUUUUUUGGAUGGAUAUUUCAUUUAUUAUAUUAAAGGAUUGGAAGGAUGUCAGAAACAUACGGAAAAUAUGAAAAAUGAUGAACUUCUAAAUCGAACAUCAUGGCCACAAGUCAACCCAGAAGAAUAUGAAAUUGAUUUAGGGGAAAAAUUUGAAAGGACUAAAACCGAAACAAACCGUAUCAUAAAACGAGCAUUCACACCAGGUUAUCAAUUGGGUAAGAGAUAUAUCGAAUCUUGGAGUGAUGGUACACAAGCCGCAUUUUUCAAAAGAUUUUAUGAAAGUGUACAACGUAUGGAUGCUGUGCAUAUGGUGCAAGAUAAUGUUAAGAAAGUUGUUGAGGUUUGGGUUAAAGGAAGUGGUGGUGGUAAUGGAAAGGGUGGAUUUACAGGCAAUUCUAGUCCUAAUGAUAGCGAUCACAAAAAUAAUGAUAAAUCAGAGAAUGAUGAUGAGUCUAACAAUGAGAAUGAUAAAUGA